AUGGCAAGGAAACAUGACUGUGAGAAACAUCAGGAAGCACUGAAGCUGUUUUGUGAAACUGACAAGAAAUUGAUCUGUCUGAUUUGUGUAGAUUCACAAGAACAUAGCGAGCACAAUUUCAUCUCGAUUAAAAAAGCUGUUGGAAUCUACAAGGAGAAGGUGACAUGUUCUCUCACAGAGAAGGAAGCAGCCGUUCGAGAAACUGAACAGAAAGAGAAACAGAAGAUUUCUGAAAUUAAGGAAAAGGGGAGCGAUCUGCAGAGCCACAUCACAUCCGCGUUCGCUAAAAUGCACCAGUUCCUCACCGAGAAAGAGCAGCGUUUAAUCCAAGAUCUCAGGGAACAAGAAGAGAAGAUUAUAGAACCAUUAGAGAAAAAUCUUCUAGAAAUUCAGGAGAAGUUAAAUUGUAAUCAGAAAAAACUCUCGAAGUUACAGGAACAAAUGGAAUAUGAAGAUGAAGUUUUAUUUCUGAAGGAGGAAACAUCUCGGACAAGGAGCCCAGUGCUCGAGUGCAUCGGUCCUCUUUCCCAGGUCUUGAAGCAUAGCAGAUACAACAGCCAGCUUCUCUUCAAUUUGUUCCUGGAUCUGCCUCCCCAGGACCUCACGGGAUUUGGUCAGCUCCUCAACCAAGGCCUGGUGAUUCCAGCCUCUCUGACCCUGGAUCCGGACACAGCCCAUCCUGAUUUCAUUGUGAAUGAGGACCGGACCAGUGUGAGACUCAGAGACAGUGACAGCUUCCAUUUCCGAUCCCUGUACAAAUUGGAGAGGUUUGAUCCUUCAUUCUGUGUCCGGGGCUCAGAGGGAUUCACCUCAGGGAGACAUUACUGGGAAGUGGAGGUGGGAGACGGGAAGGAAUGGGCUCUGGGUGUGACCCGCGAGACUGCUGAGAGAAAACGAGUAUCCAUCCCGAGCCCUGAGACUGGAUUCUGGUGUAUGUAUCGAGAUCGCCUCGGUCGUUAUUUGGUCAGUACCUUUCCCUCACCGACACCUCUUCCCCCGAGUGAGAAACCCCAGAAGGUUGGUGUGUUCCUGGACUAUGAGGGUGGACAGGUGUCAUUUUAUGAUGCAGACGAUAUGUCCCAUCUCCACACUUUCACCCACAAAUUCGCUGAGAGAAUCGUUCCCAUAUUCCAUCCGGGACUUGAUAAAAAACCGCUGAGAAUCUGUAACAUUAAAAGUCACUGA
Molecule: messenger RNA, 1185 nt
Organism: Hemiscyllium ocellatum (epaulette shark)
Lineage: Eukaryota; Metazoa; Chordata; Chondrichthyes; Orectolobiformes; Hemiscylliidae
Product: zinc-binding protein A33-like
Exons: 6
Coding region: 1-1185 (394 amino acids)
Molecular function (GO): protein binding; zinc ion binding
Source: RefSeq, a predicted model, not a curated record